This is a messenger RNA of Ambispora leptoticha, 678 nucleotides long. Lineage: Eukaryota; Fungi; Glomeromycota; Glomeromycetes; Archaeosporales; Ambisporaceae. The record is from the annotation of a GenBank genome assembly.
AUGGCAUUCAUACAACACCAAGCAGAUUUUUUCUCAUAUCCCGAAAUGAUAACACAUGAGAACGUUUACAAAAACAACAUCUUUAAUCCAAACCCAAAUCCAUAUUUUCAUGGUCAAAAGAAAGUUGCCGAUUGUGCGUCGACAUUAAAUGAUGACUCACAAUUUCCCGUCGAUGAAAUUUCACGGGUGCAAAUGCUAUUGGAAUAUUUGAAUAUCAAUAACAAUAAUAACACUACCGCUGAAGAAACCAAAAUUUUUGACCCAAACACGUUACAUUUUGAAGAUUUUGACGGCGUCUAUUGCGAAGAUGAGGUUUCAUCAUCAAAAAAUAACAGCAACUACGAUGAUGAUUAUUAUUACUCAGAUUUUGGCAGUACCGAUUACUCGGACGGAAAGUCAUCAUCAACAGACGAUGACGAAAGUUUGCAGGACGAUUUCACCUCAAUCGACGAAUGGAAAAAGAAUUGUUUAUACGACGAUGAAGAUCAAUUGAUUUCAAACUUCCAAUUGACUUCGGCGAAACGCCAUCGAAUUUCAAAAGUCAUGCAAUAUGAACGACAAUUACGAGAGCUCGAACAGGAAAUGGAGGAUCGGUUAAUUGAACAAGAGAUUAUGGGAUGGAUGGAUGAAUGCGAAGAAAAUCAAGACGAUGUGGCAGAUGCUGACUUUGACUAUUAA